GAUGUGUUUGUUGACUACUAGUAUGGCGGGAAAGGAGCGGAGCCACGUGCACUUGUGCCUCACCGACUACAGGGACGGCACCUACACCUACACGGUGCACCACAUCGACGUCGCCCCCUUCUUCCUCCGCUCCGACGACCCCGACGUCCCGGACCCGGGAGCCAUGGAGGAGGCUGUCCUGCCCCCACCCGCCACGCGCCUCGCCACGCGCCCGGAGACCAACGGCCUCGAGUUCCACCACCUCCUCCGCGCCGCCGACGGAGGCGACAUGAUCGUGGCCACCGACGACCAGCGCCGCACCCUCAUCUACGACGUCGCCGCCCGCGCCGUCGGCCCGGGGCACAUGCUGCUCUCCGACAAGCGCGUCCCGGUCUCCGCCGCCGUCGCCGACCGCCUCUACGUCCUCGACACCUCGCACGCCGCCCGGCGCGCCACCUGCUUCGAGGCCCUCGUGUACGACGGCGUCGAGGACCCGCUGCGCGCCGACUGGUACUGGCGCCGCCUCCCGGGCCCUCCCUACGCCGACGACGGCAUCGGCCGCCCUCUCCCCGGCUCCCGUGUCACCGCCCUCGCGGUGGUCGGCGCAGGCAUCUGGACCACGACGGCGCCGGCGGAGGACGGCGUCGCCUCCGUCCGCCCCUGCUCCCGGCUCGACCCCAGGCGCGGCGUCUGGACGACGCCCAAGGGCGCCGGCGCCGGCCCCGGCACCUACUCGUUCGACACCGAGCGGCAAGCCUGGAGGAGAGAGGGCGACUGGGAGCUGCCGUUCGCCGGCAAGGCCGAGCUCGUCCCGGGCUGCAACCUGUGGUUCGGCUUCUCCCGCGCCGACGGGUCGUCGUCGCUCUGCGCCGCCGACCUCGCCGCGGCGCCGCACAGGGCGUGCGGUGUGUGGGAGGACUUCCGCCCGCCCAAGGAGUGGUUCAGCUGCGGCCGCCACCUCGUCAGCCUCGGCUCCGGCAAGCUCUGCGUCGUCAGGUUCUUCGCCACCGACCCCCUCGACAAAUGGAGGCGUAGGGACCCUGUCGCCAUCAUCACCGCCAUGGAGGUGCGGACUAUGCCUGCUUGCGACGGCGACGACGACGGCGGAAGAGGAGGAGAACGGCGGAUCAAGGUGGUGAAGCACAUGUCUAGGUGUAUCAAGCUCCCAAAUUACAAUAAAGGCAGAAAUUGGGUUCUCUAAUACUCGUUAAAUUUCACUCUAAAAUGCACAAGUAUGAUUUCUUUAAUUAAUUUAUAGAUCUAAAAGAUGUAUGUAUCUACAUAAAAUUCAAUGCAACUCCAACAUUUCCUUCC
Molecule: messenger RNA, 1293 nt
Organism: Oryza sativa Japonica Group (Japanese rice)
Lineage: Eukaryota; Viridiplantae; Streptophyta; Magnoliopsida; Poales; Poaceae
Source: RefSeq, a predicted model, not a curated record